CGCCCGUCCUCACUGACGCUCCGGAGAGGAUAAGAAACUCCAGCAGCCGCUCCUCUGCGCUCUAUCCGCGUAGAGGUGUCACUGAAGGAUUAAUGAGCCAACAAGACACCCCACCUCUACUUUAAGGCUCAUUUCGGUCUUUUUUCUCCCCCCCCACACACACUUUUUUUCGGCGUAACGCCUGGACCGCUUUCCAUCUUCAUUUUUUUUUUUAUUUUACAUUCGAGGAUACCUGUACAUCUACUGAUGGAACAGGGUGACUCCAAUGUUCUCCUGCAGCCUCCCAACACCACCUAGCAUUUCCUGGAAGAACGUGUCCAUUGCCUGCUCCCAACAAACAUGGACUGUUUUCCCAUGCUCUAUUUUCUGUCGAGACAUCAUGAUUCCUGGUAAUCGAAUGCUGAUGGUCAUUUUAAUAUGCCAAGUCCUGCUGGGAGAGAGCAACCAUGCUAGUCUGAUACCUGAAGAAGGGAAGAAGAAAGUACCUGGCCUGCAGGGUCGUUCGACCGCUCAGAGCCAUGAACUUUUGCGGGACUUUGAGGCCACGCUGCUGCACAUGUUUGGCCUCAAAAGAAGACCGCGGCCCAGCCGCUCGGCCACCGUGCCCCGCUAUCUGCUGGACCUCUACCGGCUGCAGUCGGGGGAGGCCGAGGAGGUCGGAGCGCAUGACAUCGCCUUCGAGUACCCGGAGAGGUCGGCCAGCCGGGCCAACACUGUGAGGGGCUUCCACCAUGAAGAGCACAUGGAGAGGAUGCACGAACUGGAAGAUGGAGAAUCCAUCCCUCUUCACUUCCUGUUCAACCUUAGCAGCAUUCCAGAGGAUGAGCUGCUGUCGUCGGCCGAACUGAGGCUCUACCGUCACCAGAUCGACGAGGCCGUCGCCGACACCCUCUCAGGUGACCAGGGGCUUCAUCGGAUAAACGUAUACGAGGUGCUAAAAGCCCCGCGGCCCGGGCAGCUCAUCACGCAGCUCCUGGACACGCGGCUCGUGCGGCACAACGCCUCGCGCUGGGAGAGCUUCGACGUCAGCCCCGCUGUGCUGCGCUGGACUCGCGAGCGCCUCCCUAACUAUGGACUGGCCGUGGAGGUCCUGCACCUCGACCAGACGCCGCAGCGCCAGCACAAGCACGUCCGCGUCAGCCGCUCGCUGCACCAAGAGCCCGGCGAGGACUGGGAGCAGGUGCGCCCUCUGCUGGUGACCUUCGGCCACGACGGGAAGGGUCACCCGCUGACCCGCCGGACCAAGCGCAGCCCCAAACAACGGGGCCGUAAGCGCAACCGCAACUGCCGGCGCCACGCGCUGUACGUGGACUUCAGCGACGUGGGCUGGAAUGACUGGAUAGUGGCGCCCCCGGGCUACCAGGCCUAUUACUGCCACGGGGAAUGCCCCUUUCCUCUGGCGGAUCACCUGAACUCAACCAACCACGCCAUUGUGCAGACACUGGUGAACUCUGUGAACAACAACAUUCCCAAGGCCUGCUGCGUACCAACAGAGCUCAGCGCCAUCUCCAUGCUCUACCUGGACGAACACGACAAGGUGGUCCUAAAAAACUACCAAGAAAUGGUAGUGGAGGGCUGCGGCUGCCGCUAACACACAGACUUCCUCAAACUCAGACAUGGACGGGCCACUUGAGAAGAAGCACCACGGACGCUGAAAAAAAAAAAUCAGUCUUUACUCCCAAAAAUGUUCACUUGGACCCUUAUUUAUAACUUUUAUGAGGUGUAUGUUUGUCUCACUUUUUUUUUUGUUUCUUUGACAAUAUGAUCAUAUAUUUUGACAAAAUAUAUAUAUUUAUAUCUACAUAUUAAAAAAUAAAUUGAGUCCUUAUUUUAAAAAAAAAAAGCUGUACAACUUUUCAUAAUGUACAUUAGAUUGUAUAAGUUUUUUAUUGAGAAAAUAGUAAAAACCCUUUUAAAAGUAAAGUUUAUUUACUGGUAAUAUUUAUUGCUUUCAUAUUAUAUACAGGAAAAAAAAAGAUAAAUAAAAAUGUUGAACUGCUUCCGAAAACACAUUUAGUCAAGUCCCACAAUGCAGCUGUUGUGUUUUUGCAAGAAAUCGGAGCACCGCGUUGAUUUAUUUCCACGCUGUUUCUUCAAGAAUCAGUUUUUAAAAAUGUGGAUUGGGUUUAAUUUGAAAAAAAAAAUCGAUCUGGUUACAUUAGUAAAACCCUUAAAAGAAACUCAAUUUUACCUCAUUGUAAGAUAUCUGUAAUAACUAACGACAACAAGGAACUAUAAAAAUAAA
Cololabis saira (Pacific saury) is the source of this 2245-nucleotide messenger RNA. RefSeq names its product bone morphogenetic protein 4 (gene bmp4). The transcript is spliced from 4 exons. Lineage: Eukaryota; Metazoa; Chordata; Actinopteri; Beloniformes; Belonidae. Gene Ontology annotation, biological process: negative regulation of transcription by RNA polymerase II; SMAD protein signal transduction; BMP signaling pathway. The coding region runs from base 266 to 1591 and encodes 441 amino acids. Gene Ontology annotation, molecular function: cytokine activity; growth factor activity; BMP receptor binding. Gene Ontology annotation, cellular component: extracellular region. The record is from RefSeq and is a predicted model, not a curated record.